Monopterus albus (swamp eel) is the source of this 2126-nucleotide messenger RNA. Its product is annotated as pleckstrin homology domain-containing family A member 1-like. Bases 212 to 1480 code for a protein of 422 amino acids. NCBI's taxonomy places the organism in Eukaryota, Metazoa, Chordata, Actinopteri, Synbranchiformes, Synbranchidae. The record is from RefSeq and is a predicted model, not a curated record. The transcript has 12 exons.
GGAUCUAUGCUCCCUUAGUAGCAGCCUGGAUCUCUGUCCUGGAUGGAUCCGUGGAGAUGGGCUGAGGCAGAGGACACAGAUUCAAUAACACCGAGACCAGCAGCUGUAGAGUACCGCACUUACAGAAGGAAAGACUCGGUCCUGCUUGCCCUCUUCUCCUGCUUGUCUUCAGUCUUGGCCACAGCAGGCCAGGGAAUGUCCCGGCUGCGAGAUGCCUUACGUGGACCGACAGAACCGCAUCUGUGGCUUCUUGGACAUCGAGGAAAACGAGAGCAGUGGCAAGUUCCUGCGCCGUUACUUCAUACUGGACACACAGCAGGGAAGCCUGGUCUGGUUCAUGGACAACCCACAGAACCUGCCCACUGGUACAGACUGUGUUGGCUCCCUCAAGCUCACCUACAUCUCUAAGGUCAGCGAUGCUACUAAGCUGAGGCCUAAGGCAGAGUUCUGCUUUGUCAUCAAUGCUGGGAUGAGGAAGUUCUUCCUGCAGGCCAAUGAUCAGCAGGACCUUGUGGACUGGGUCAACGCUCUCAAUAAAGCCACAAAAAUCACUGUGCCAAAGUUGUCAGAUGGACUGCAGAAUUCAGAGAACCAGAAGGCCUUGCCAGAUGUCGUAGGACCCAAGAAACAAGUUUCCUAUAAGACAGAGAUCAUUGGAGGAGUCCCCAUUGUCACCCAGACACAACAUGAAGGUGGCGAUAGUACAGACAGAGCAGAGCGUGAGGCCAUGCAUCGCUCUCACAGCCAGCUGCCAUACUUCCUGAACAGACCAGCACAUGAGCACACCAUCAUCAAGUCAGGCUACUGUGUGAAACAAGGAGCUGUGAUGAGAAACUGGAAACGACGAUAUUUUCUGCUGGAAGAAAACUCAAUGAGUUACUUCAAAUCUGAUUUGGAGAAAGAUCCUCUGAGAAUGAUCCCACUGAGGGAAGUUCACAAAGUCCAAGAGUGCAAACAGAGUGACAUUAUGAUGAGAGAUAAUCUUUUUGAAGUCGUCACCACAUCAAGGACAUUUUACAUACAGGCGGACAGUCCAGAGGAGAUGCACAGCUGGAUUAAGGCUGUCUCAGGGGCCAUUGUGGCCCAGCGGGGGCCUGGGAGGUCUGCUGCCUCAGAACACAGCAGCCAUCCCACUUUCUACCGCAGCCCCACGGGUCACCCCGUCGCUCGCUCGCCCAUCUCUGCCAUGCCACCAUGCUACGCAGAGUGCGGGGCUGCUGUCACGUGCAGCACAUGCUCGCAGCCUGGCGUGGGACAGCGAACACUUCAUGAGCCUGCUGCCACGGCCCAGUCACAGCCACAUGCCAACACGCCUGUCCCUGCAGGAAGCACGCCUGGCGAAGUGACCUGCAGUGCACCUGCAGUCACCAUCACCAGCUCUGAGGAGUCACCAUGGCGACGGCGGAGCAAGUUUGAGCCCCACAUGCCUGAACCACCCCUGAACCUGGACAACGCUGAGCUGCCAGUGAGCGAAGUCUGAGUCCAACGAACUGGAUGUUAAACCCGGUCAUCUGGACGGAUCCUGACAGAGAUUUCAUAGGUAAAGAGGUAACGGUGUACGGCAGGCGUUUAAAAAAGAAAGUUGAGGCAAUCAUUUUCAAACCACAGCUGUUUGAGGAUGACAGCGUACAGCAUCACAAACUUAUCUUUUGAGUUCCUCCAUCAGUGCUAUCAGUGUGUCACAGGAACCAGUUGGAUCACCACUGAACUCCCCUCGUGUGCCAUAAACGACCCCGUCUUCACCCACACCCCUCUGCCUUCCGGUUGACACAUUUACUACUGUGUAUUUAUUUACUAAGAGUUGACGUUGUCAAACAGAACCACAAAUUUUAGUUUACUUGUGCUAAUUAGAAUUUAGAGGCAGCAUUAUUUUAACCCGUACAGGCACACUGAUGUGGUCAGUGGUAUUUAUGGGCAGAGGGAUUUUGUAAACCACUUUCUGUCAAGAAAACGAGGGCACUGUUAAGGGUGCCAUUUCUUUCCUCAUAUCUAAUAAGUGUUCAAAAUGAGGACUAGAUUUCAUCACUUCUCUAACUGUGUGGUCCACUCAUACACACUAUUUGCAACACUGGACUUGUCUACUAAUGUUGUUCAGUGUUAGGGACACUAGGAGUAGACACAAAAAA